CCGGGUUGUUUCUGACCACAUCGCGACCAGCACUUCUCGCUCGCGCGUCGAGGAAGACACUCUAUAAGCUGAGGCGUGGUUACUUGCCGCCAUUCGAAGCCUCUGAGUCGUGCAGUGAAGUCACAGAUCUGCGAUAUGCCCGUCACCACCCGUCGCUCCAAGCGGCGUGCUUCACAGACUGUGAAUUCCAAACCCGCCGUUGACCCGGACGACAGUGACCAGUCCAAUACUGGCGAUCCUGGAGAAAAUACAAGUGACUGGGAAGAGGCGCGUGGGGAAGGCUCAAAUGCCAGCCGACGGAAGAAGCGUGCUCGAAGGACGACUGUUUUGGGGUUUUCUAAGGUCAACCGUCGCGGCAUCCGUAACCGGGCCGGGGCCACUAUAUUCCCCACACUCCCCUUAGACAUCAUCUUCGAGAUUCUGUCAUUGCUGACUCCCUUGGAGUUAGCUAACCUGGCGCAGACAAAUCAAGCAUUCCACGCAACGAUCACAUCUCCGCAAGCCUCCAAAAUCUGGAAGAUCGCGAGGAAAGCCGUCUGGAAUGUCCCCGAUUGCCCACCGAAGGUCUCGGAGUCCGCCUGGGCAAGAUUGAUCUACGGCGGAGCCAAAUGCCAGGUGUGCGGCACGCCUAAUGUACACAAGAUAGACUUCGCCAUCAUGCGGCGCGCGUGCGUGAAAUGCAAGAAGAAAAAAUUCGUUUACGCAGGCUUUUUUGCGAAACGCUACCCGGACUUCGAUGUUGGGAUCCUAGAACUGCUUCCGUACACAGACACCGGAGGAUGGUCCCAUGGACAUUCGCAUUCAAGAUCAAGAUUUUAUUGGGAGGAUGACAUCUAUGCCAUCGCGAAGAUUUACGGACAACUUCAAGGCGACAUCUAUUCGCGGAUUCCCGGCGCAAGCGAGAGGAUGCAGAAGUUCCGAGACGAGCGUGCCGAAUAUGUGCACACUGUUCUAGCACACGCCAAGGAAUGCCAGAAAUGGUGGGACAACUUCGAGACAAAUCGUGACCAAGACAAUCGUUCGCAGAUCCAAAGGCGAUAUGACGAAAUCUGUAGACGGUUCCGGGAGCUGGGAUACUUGGACCAGGACAUCCGGGCGAUUCAACGGCACAAUGAGUCGUACCGUACCCGUGACGUAACCGAGCGAGUUUGGAAUCGUAUCAGGCCUAUCCUCGAACCGUUGAUUGAUGUUGCACGAUGCAAGCGGGUAGAAAUGGGCCAGACGUAUGCCCUCGACGUGCGGAAACUCCUCGUCAACGUCGCAUACGAUAACUACAAGCGCACGCUGCGUCCUAUUGAGUGGAUCCAUCUCCCGCCGACCAAAUUCAUCUACGCCACCCCUGUUUUCCGCUCGUUGGUCUACGCAAAUUUUCACACCCCGCUCCAGCAGGCCGCGUGCAAUGAAGCUGCAAUACGACUUCCCGAAUACAUCGCAAGUUACCGCGAGUCGCUCAAUGCUUGCUUGCUGCAAUCUAUGGCAGGCAUGGGGGUUUUCGGCCGCGUCAACGAGCAGGCCAGGUUGCUACCAAUAGACCAAGGCAAUGAUCAGCUAUCUUUGGCCAGCUCCGUCUUCUCCUCCCACCGUUACAUGUGCCUCUCCUCGGCAGAUGCCUUGGCACAUCUGGCUUAUGACGGGAGCCCAGCGCAACAUCAUCAGCACGGGACGACGCAUUGGAUUGAUUUGUACGAGAAUCUAAAGAGGGCGUUCAGCUAUAACUCACGCGGGGCUUCGGUGGUGAAGGCGAUGAUUGCGGAGCUCGGUCUCGAUCCCAUGACUGUACGAUGCGAAGACCUAGACAGGUUGGACAGACGCUUCAUAUGCCAACUAUGCCGGCGUCGUGAGGCCCCACAGUCUCGGGACAGAGCGUACUCCUGGCGAACAGGUGUGACGCAUUUCCUGGAGAACAUGUCCCACUAUCUGCCUCUACAAAUUUUAUCACAAUCUAACUGGAAGGCGUUGAAUGAAGAUGAGUCCGCUGCUGUCCGCCGUGCGGAGGGGGCCGAUCCCGCCUGGCAGCAGGAGAUGUGGAGCUGCAAUCACUGCACCAUCCAUCUGAACAACCUGCAGACCUAUCCGAUGGUGUUGGAUCAUGUGAAAAAGACGCAUGCCCUUGAUACUCCGGAAGAGAACGUCGACCUCUUCCACUUGUAUCCAUCAGCGCGCCAGCGCCCAGACCCACUGCUUUUCCCUCUAAGAUUGACCAGCCCUGAGGAUGCAGAAGAACUGAUCGAGGAACUCAUAUGAAGGGCUGUGGACUGUAUGUGGUCUCGUACGAAGGACGAGUACGGUACGUGACAGAUGGCAUCGUAUGCUGUUUUGUUAUGUCUUAGCUGCAAGAGGUUUCUCAGUGUACAGUAUUGCCUGUGUUUGUGCCGACGAGAAGAGUUCGGAC
Messenger RNA from Fomitopsis serialis, 2392 nucleotides. RefSeq lists its product as uncharacterized. Lineage: Eukaryota; Fungi; Basidiomycota; Agaricomycetes; Polyporales; Fomitopsidaceae. The transcript is spliced from 12 exons. Gene Ontology annotation, molecular function: protein binding. Bases 136 to 2244 code for a protein of 702 amino acids. The record is from RefSeq and is a predicted model, not a curated record.